ACGAUAAGUUAAUCGGUAAGUAUCGCUGUAAAAUAUUAAUUUAGUUGCUUUUUUAUUGUUAUGGCCUCUAUGAGGACAGUCCGCCAUGAUGUUGCUGUAUUUUAUCAUAGCCACAUCAGUGGUAAAUGCUCAUAUACCUGACCACUAUGAAAAGUGGGCGGAACCAGAUGGCGGGCCGGAAUACCAUUUAGGCUCACAGACUGCAAGAUUGAGCAUUGACAACAGUCUUGAGAGGCUGACUGCACUGAGACAAGUGUUGACUGAAAAUUAUUUGGACGCGUACAUCGUGCCCACAGCGGACGCGCAUAAUUCGCAAUACAUAGCUCCGUCAGAUGCCCGCCGAGUCUGGAUAUCCGGUUUGGCGGGCUCCUCCGGCACGGCGGUGGUGACCGACACCCAGGCGCUGCUGUGGACUGACAGCAGAUACUUUACUCAGUUUUUUAUGCAGGUGGACACGGAGCAUUGGCAGCUCAUGAGGCAGGGUAUAGACCCACCCAUCAAUAACUGGUUGGCCCAGAACUUGACCGCAAACAGCAGGGUUGGAGUGGACCCUACUACCUACACGCGCACUGCUUGGAACUCUUUGCAGGCGACACUGUCAUCCGCUAACAUAGAGCUAGUAGCGACACCAAAUAACCUGGUGGACAUCGCGAGAACUAACAUCGGGGAUCCCCCGCCGGGAAGACCUAACAAUGAUCUGAUUGUAUUGCCUGUGGAGUUUUCAGGUAGGCUGGCGAGCCACAAAAUAACAGAAUUGUCGGAUUUAAUGUUGGAUCGUGGCGCUACAGCGUUGGUCUUGACUGCUCUAGAUGACAUCGCGUACACGUUAAACAUCCGAGGUUCGGACAUACCGUACAAUCCUGUGUUUUUCUCUUAUUUAAUCAUCAGGACUGAUGUGGACGCACCAAACAACGUUAUACUAUUUUGGGGGACAGGUGUGCUGCCCAGUGAAAUAACGGAGCAUUUGUCUUCAGAAGGACUGCAGAUUGAAACCCGGCCGUAUGCUGACAUAUUUAAUUAUCUGUCUGAAUUCUCUAGUGAAUUACCACCGAGCAGUGUCAUAUGGCUGCCUGACAGUGGGAGCCACGCUAUAUAUACUGCGGCAGAAGCAGGCAACGCCAGUAUCUUAUCAACCCUAUCUCCAGUCUCGAACAUUAAAUGUAUCAAGAACGACGUAGAACUUAGCGGGUUCAGAUCCGCUCAUGUCAAAGACGGAGUUGCUGUGGUCCGCGGGUUGAGAUGGAUUGAAGAAGCUGUCGCCGCUGGGGAGGUCAUAACAGAAAUCGACCUGUCUGACAAACUAGCUGAGUUCAGAAGGGAAGAAGCAGAUUCUUAUGGUCCCUCCUUCUCCACCAUAGCCGGCGCUGGUGAGAACGGCGCCGUCAUCCACUACAGCCCGCCCAGGGAAGGUUCCAGGGUCAUCAGGUCUGAUGACAUGCUUCUUGUGGACUCCGGGGGGCAGUACAUAGACGGAACAACCGACAUUACUAGGACUCGCCACGUGGGCGCGUCGCCCUCCUUCGAGCAAAGCCGCGCGUUCACACGAGUCUUGAAAGGGCAGAUUCUGAUGGCCACCGCUGUUUUCCCGCGGGGAAUUCAAGGACACAGACUUGAGACUCUUGCCAGGAAGGCCCUAUGGGACGUGGGUUUGGACUACGGGCACGGCACGGGGCACGGGGUGGGCCACUUCCUGAACGUGCACGAGGGUCCCUCCGGCAUCCUGUCCGGCCCCAUAGCUACAGACCCUGGGAUCGUUGAGAAGAUGAUAUUCAGCAACGAGCCUGGUUACUACGAAGUGGGCGAGUACGGAAUCCGACAUGAAGACUUGGUGGAAGUCAUCGUGGUCAACAGCACUUCUGACCACAUCAUGGCAGACAGUAUAGUGGGUGACUUCGCCGGCGUGGGAGCCCUAGGUUUCUACACCAUAUCUUUGGUGCCGCACCAGACUGCCUGCCUGGAUGUAGAGCUGCUUACGGAUUUGGAGAUAAAAUACAUAAACGACUACCACGCCAGAGUAUUAUCGACUCUAGGCCCUAUAUUACAAGAGAGGGAACUGUUUGAAGACUACAAUUGGUUGGAGAGGGAAUGCGCGCCAAUCGCGAGGAGCGCCGCCAUUUUGUUGACGUCGUCGCCAUUUUGGAUUGUAGCUGUCAUUGUGUUUAGGUUAUAGAUUAAACAUAGAUAUGAAUAUUA
Messenger RNA from Amyelois transitella, 2193 nucleotides. RefSeq names its product xaa-Pro aminopeptidase ApepP. The record is from RefSeq and is a predicted model, not a curated record. Gene Ontology annotation, molecular function: metalloaminopeptidase activity. Lineage: Eukaryota; Metazoa; Arthropoda; Insecta; Lepidoptera; Pyralidae. Bases 86 to 2170 code for a protein of 694 amino acids. The transcript is spliced from 17 exons.